CUCUGAACAGCCCGCUGGCCUCUCCAUGUCUUCAAAAGGAGAGAGUUGAGUGGGAUAGAUGUUUCUUCCCAGCUUGAGCACUGAGCUAUCUCCAGGAUCACAGCAAUCCCACUCAUUCAAACCCACAAACAUCCCUCUCGGUUUCAGCAACGACAAGAAAAGCCACCCGGCCCUAAUCUCUUUGCCUAUCUCAUCAGCUCCCCAACCGGCCCGAGUUGGUGAGGGUCUUGGAGUCAGCCACAUUUCCUUUCCUGGGACCAGCACGCCCUCUCCCAUCUUAGCGCCCUCGGAUGGCGUUGGUUUGGCUGGUGCUUAUUACUGCUUAACGGUCAGUAGCGGAGACUCAUGGCGUGAUGGACACCGAUCGUUCGAGAUGGUAAACCUGGAUAACGCCUCCAAUGCAGGAGUAUCGAAGCCUGUGUAGAAGAGGCUGCGAAGAGGCUGCGGUAGUUGAAGUCUCAUAGCUCUCCUAGGUCAUUUUUCAACUUUAACGUUAACUUAUGAUAUAAUCACCGAAAGGAGCCACUUAUUUUUUGCCCCCGAAUCUUGCUGUCCCGUUAUUCUGAUCUUAGUUUUGCAACAUUGCAACGCAAACCACAGGGUGAUGCUUUUUACAAGGAGACAGGCCUGUUCCUGCUGGGGAUUGGAUUGUGACUCCAAAACGGCUUUAAUCAGCAUCAAAUCCUUGCGAGGAUCAAAUAAUUCAGCCCUUGCUUGACCCUUGCUCGCCCGAUUUUCUUCGACUGGGACAAGGGACCAGCAGCUCCGUGCACCAAGUUAACUAUCUGUUUUUGUUUUGGGUCUGUUUUAGUGCUAUCUCGAGCUCUCGCUGCGUGCCUGCGACUGGAAUACCUUGCCCGCUCCCUGCUUGCUCGUUGACCACCUCCAAGCUUGCAGCAAUAAAGUAAUAUCUCCGACUCCGUCAAUCUGCAGCUGCCCCCCUCCCAGAAAAAACAUCUCUCCGUCUCGCUGCUGGAUUCAACUGAGCUGCUCGAACCUCUCCCGUCUGGGUCUCUGGGCGGCCAACUCCAAGAACCACCCCCACCCUCCCGUCGCUCCACCAGACCUAACAUCUGGCACAUGCGGGGAAGGUAUACGAGGCCCCCGGGUAUUCUUUUUGCUCCACAGCUCGUUCUCUGGGGUUUGAUAUCGGUUCAAAAACAGGCUGAUUUCCCCAUUUGCGACGAGAUUCCUGCCCUUAUUAUUGUUGAACGCAGAAAGUCUCGACAUUCUGUCGCUUCAUUUUUCGGAACCCCCUCCCUCCACCGUCUCCUUUUCCCUGAUAUUCAACUCCGGUCAUAUUAGGUAUAUUCCAGUUGCUACUAGAGUCUUGCCGAUAUGGAAGCAGGACAGGCCGAUUCUGGCUCGGCGGAUGCGAAGGCGGAUGCUGCGCUGGAGAAAAUGGGUUACAAAGGGGAAUUGCCGCGACAUCUGGGCAUGAUGAGUGUAUUGGGAUUGUCCUUUGCUAUCAUGGCCGCUCCAUUCGGUCUAAGUACAACGCUAUAUAUCAACCUGGUAGAUGGACUCAGCGUCACUAUCCUCUGGGGCUGGGUGUUUGUCACGCUCAUCUCCAUUGCCAUUGCCGCAUCCCUUGCUGAAAUAUGCUCGGUUUAUCCUACAGCCGGUGGUGUAUACUACUGGAGCGCAAUGUUGUCCACAAAAGAAUGGGCCCCGUUGAUGUCAUUUAUCGACGGCUGGCUGACCCUUGUGGGCAAUUGGACCGUCACUCUCAGCAUCAAUUUCUCAGGAGGCCAGUUAAUUCUCAGCGCAAUUUCGCUGUGGAGAGAGGAUUUUGUCCCCAAUGAGUGGCAGACUAUCUUGAUGUUCUGGGCUGUGAUGCUGGUUUGCGCUUUGGUGAAUGUGUUUGGGGCAAGGUAUCUUGACCUCAUCAACAAAGUCUGCAUAUACUGGACGGCGGCAAGCGUUGUGAUCAUCAUGGUCACGUUGCUGUCGAUGGCGAAGCAAAAGAACCAUGCCAGCUUUGUGUUUGGGCACUUCGACGCUUCCACGAGCGGCUGGCCGAGCGGCUGGGCUUUCUUCGUCGGCUUACUCCAAGCCGCAUACACCCUAACCGGCUACGGCAUGGUAGCCGCAAUGUGCGAAGAGACCCAAAACCCGCACCGCGAGGUGCCCAAGGCCAUCGUGCUAUCCGUCGUAGCAGCCGGUAUCACCGGCCUCGCUUACAUCCUCCCAGUCCUCUUCGUCCUCCCACCCGUCGAGCUGCUGCGGGCCGUCGCUAACGGACAACCAAUCGGUCUCCUCUUCAAGACCGUAACGGGUUCCGCAGCCGGCGGCUUCGGCCUCCUCUUCCUCAUCCUGGGCAUCCAGCUCUUUGCCGGAAUCGGCGCCCUGACCGCCGCCAGCCGCUGCACGUACGCCUUUGCGCGCGACGGCGCGAUCCCGGGCUCCAGGCUGUGGCGUAGGGUCAGCAAGCGCUUCGACGUGCCACUGUGGGGUCUUAUAUUGUCGACGCUCGUCGACUGUCUGCUGGGGCUGAUAUUUUUCGGCUCCAGCGCGGCGUUCAACUCGUUCACGGGGGUCGCGACCAUCUGCCUUUCGGCGUCCUAUGGGGUGCCGAUUCUCGUCUCCGUCGUGCGCGGGCGGCAGAAGGUGCGCAACGCACCUUUCUCGCUGGGCAGGUUCGGGUACGCUAUCAAUAUGGUGGCGGUGUCGUGGAUUACGCUGGCGAUUGCGCUGUUCUGCAUGCCCAUCUCCCUACCCGUGACGGCGUCGACGAUGAAUUAUGCCAGCGUGGUGUUUGCGGGGUUUGCGACGAUUAGUGUUUUUUGGUACUUUGUGCGGGCGCGCAAGGAGUUUACGGGCCCGCCUAUCAUGUUGGAGGGUGAAGAUGUGAGGGAGAGUGCGGCUGUGAUUCCGGAGAAGAUUUCGCCGCAUGUUGAGGAAGGGCCUGGGUCUGAGGCGCGGGAUCAGGCAGAUAUGAAGACGGAAUAGUACGCUAGGUUCCAUCGAUGGGGGUUUGAUGACAUUGGGUUUGACUAUUGGCUAGACGGCCGAAUGCUUUCAGACGUGAGUUUUGAUCAAACAGGUUCUAUGUACGCAUAGAUCUUAUCCAAUUAUGUAUUUACCAUUAAUUAAUGAACAUCCCGCUGUACCUUUCAUUGAUCAAUCAUAUGAUGACGGCACCCCAUAGCUCGAGCCACUGUCCAUUCCAUCCCUGUAGGGCUUCACUGUAGCUUGGUUCUUGAAAUCUUCCAUCCCAUGUUAACGUCCCUGUGCGAAGCAUACUUAUGUAGAAUAAAAAGAGGGCGGUAUUUCAAGGAUUUGAUAUUUACACCCAGAGUCAGGCUAUUUAUACCUGAAAAAAAAACCACUGUUACUUUUUUGUAGGUUUAGUGUAUACACAGUCUUACAUACAAAAUUACUAGUGUUCCAG
Messenger RNA from Blastomyces gilchristii SLH14081, 3394 nucleotides. RefSeq names its product GABA permease. The record is from RefSeq and is a predicted model, not a curated record. NCBI's taxonomy places the organism in Eukaryota, Fungi, Ascomycota, Eurotiomycetes, Onygenales, Ajellomycetaceae. Gene Ontology annotation, biological process: transmembrane transport. Gene Ontology annotation, molecular function: transmembrane transporter activity. The transcript is spliced from 3 exons. Bases 1339 to 2952 code for a protein of 537 amino acids. Gene Ontology annotation, cellular component: membrane.